AUGAGUAAGGUGAUUGUAAUCGGCUCUUCGAUAAUACUGGCCGUUGUGCUCGGCUCCCUCGUGGCAAUAGGUUUCCUGCUUGAAGAAGUCGCCGAAUUUCAAAAGGAGUUCAAAGUCGACGUGGAUGAGUUUAAUGAGAUAGUUGAGGACGCCUGGACAUGCAUUAUUUCGAAACAUUUGGCCCCUGACAAUCGAUCGAAGACUGUGAAUGUAUUCACCGAGCUCAUACAGCGUCAGUCACGAAGCGCUAUGUAUGGAGAGUGCAGGUGUGCAGCUAGAGCUGAAAAUUGUCCGGUAGGACCGCCUGGACUGCCAGGACAAAGAGGAUAUCCUGGAGAACCAGGUAGCAACGGCUAUGAUGGACGACCUGGUGCUGCAGGAGUUGCUGUGGCGGUAACGCAUGAUAUGCCUGGUGGAUGCAUCAGCUGUCCAGCUGGCCCACCUGGAGCACGUGGAGCACCUGGUCAACCCGGACCGGCUGGACCUCGCGGUGGAAUGGGAGUUCGUGGGCCACCAGGCCAUAUUGGACAUUUAGGAGAAAAUGGGCCACCAGGUGACGAAGGACCGGAGGGGCAGCGUGGACGUCAAGGCGUGGCCGGAACUCCUGGAGAGUCGGGUACGCAAUAUAUUAUGGGAAUGCCAGGUAUUCCAGGGCCACAGGGACUCCGGGGAGAACCGGGAGAACCAGGAAAACCCGGCGAAGCAGGCAAGCCUGGAUUACCAGGACCACAAGGUCGUUCUGGCCUUCCUGGAAAAGAAGGACGUCCGGGUAGGAAUGGACAGCCGGGUCUUCGUGGAGAUAAUGGAAAACCAGGAGCGGAUGCUCUCUACUGCCCAUGUCCGAAGAGACGCAGUCGCCGGCUACAAUCCACUCCUCCACAAGGCCCAGUACCGCCACAGAUUAUGAAAUUUGCACAGCGCCCAGCCCCUCCACCAAAUGCAGUUUUUGCAAAUAGUCCAGCUACUGCACAUUUGAAACAAAUGCGAAAUACUACACAAAUGCCGAUUCCUCCACAACCUCAAACUCCUUCCCCGACUCCUUCUCGUCUGCAGACGGUUCCUGCAACGCCUGCCCGUCCUCCAGUUCAAACUGUUCCUCCUACGCCAACU
Messenger RNA from Strongylus vulgaris, 1110 nucleotides. The record is from the annotation of a GenBank genome assembly. NCBI's taxonomy places the organism in Eukaryota, Metazoa, Nematoda, Chromadorea, Rhabditida, Strongylidae.